This is a messenger RNA of Colletotrichum fioriniae, 264 nucleotides long. RefSeq lists its product as uncharacterized. Lineage: Eukaryota; Fungi; Ascomycota; Sordariomycetes; Glomerellales; Glomerellaceae. The record is from RefSeq and is a predicted model, not a curated record.
AUGAAGUCCACAAUUGUUUCCGCUGCUGUCAUGAUGUCCUUUGGCACAGCUCUGGCUGUUGAACUAGUCUGCUACGGCACUGGAGUCCCCUCGCCCAUCGGAAAGGGCGACAUCGAGUACGCCAUCAGGAACCGGUCUGCCGAACUGGGCAUUCCUGGAGGUACUAAGUUUUCGUUCCGCUGGAAGACUUGCACCACUCCUGAGAAUAGCCCCAAGGAUGUUGCUGUGAUCACAACACCUAGCAUGCGCCUCAACUUCAACUGA